Messenger RNA from Rubroshorea leprosula, 987 nucleotides. The record is from the annotation of a GenBank genome assembly. Lineage: Eukaryota; Viridiplantae; Streptophyta; Magnoliopsida; Malvales; Dipterocarpaceae.
AAUAGUCAGUUAAUAAAGUUAAUAGUUAACUAACAGAGUUAAUAGUCAGUUAACAGAGUUAACAGUAAGCUAAUAGAACUAUUAUUAAUAUGUGAAUAUUUUUUGCUCUUUGUUUUGAAUGGUUUCUAAUGUGCAGAUUUUGGGUGUCAAGAAUUUGGUUUAUUCUGGGGCAUUUACUGUUGAUUUAGACAGGAAUGUAGAUGAAGAGCAGAGGGUUGAAAGGACGAGGAGUAGGUUUUUGAUUUUGGGAUUUGCUAGGAUUUGGUUAAGGCUUUCACGCAUUUGGAGUUCUGUUACACUUCUGAGACUGAAGCAUAAGGGUGGAUUGGACACAGUUGAAAUCGAUGAGAAUGCCUGUGGGAAUAUUAGAGAAAAUCAGAUUGGAGGCAGCCAAGUGGUUGAGGAAGUAGAAGCAGGUUUAGGCACUCAAGGUAUGCCUUGACAUACUCAUUUUCUUAAAUGCGAAAGCACAACCAUGUCUUUGUUCUUGAUCCAUAAAAAUAAUUUUGCCAGUAUCAACUCCAACAAAGUUCUCCAAAAUAGCUUCAUCUUUAAAAACUUUUGACAUUGCUCCAAAAACAUAGGAACCAAGCUAGUACAACCAAAGACAAUUCCUCUUUUUUUUUUUUUUUCCUGUUCAUGGUAUAUGAUGUUCAAUAAACUAUAGACAAGGCUGUUUACUGGGGAAAAUGGUAGGUAUGAAUUUUAAACCAUAUGUAUGUUAAGAAGUAUAAAAAUACAGGUUUUAAUAGAAUAGAAUAAACAUGAACAGAAAACACAGAGCACAAUAUAAUUAUAAUGAGCAGCAGUCUGCAGUCUCAUACAACUAAAAGCAUCAUAGGCAGAAGAUAUUGCAUCAUUUGUCUCCCUUCUACCCAUGCAAGGAAUUUCAGCUAUAAUUACUCCGGUAGCUGGAUUGUUAACCUACAAUAAUAUGAAGCAUUAGUAGGCAGAGGUUAGAAAGAAUAACAAAGAAAUGCACAACAU